Messenger RNA from Puntigrus tetrazona (Sumatra barb), 1004 nucleotides. RefSeq names its product hydroxysteroid (17-beta) dehydrogenase 8 (gene hsd17b8). NCBI's taxonomy places the organism in Eukaryota, Metazoa, Chordata, Actinopteri, Cypriniformes, Cyprinidae. The transcript is spliced from 9 exons. The record is from RefSeq and is a predicted model, not a curated record. The coding region runs from base 106 to 876 and encodes 256 amino acids. Gene Ontology annotation, molecular function: oxidoreductase activity, acting on the CH-OH group of donors, NAD or NADP as acceptor.
ACUUUGAAAGUCAAGCGGUCGUGACCGUAAAUACAGAAAAUAUAUAACUGUUUCUGGCGCCCUCUCGCGGACAUUAUUAGUUACUACAGCGCACUGUGCGCCAACAUGGCGGCGCCCUCUCGACUCAUAUCCAGACUGACAUUAGUGACGGGAGGUGGCAGUGGCAUAGGCAGGGCUGUGUGUCAGAGGUUUGCCUCUGAGGGAGCUUCUGUUGUAGUGGCUGACCGCAAUCAAGAAUCAGCCAAUCAGACGCUGGGCCUGCUGUCACAUGACCUCAGAGGUCAGCAGCACAUGGCUCUGAGAGUGGACGUAUCAUCAAAAGACAGUGUGGAGAAACUAGUGACCAGUAUACAGCGCCAUUACUUCCAGCCGCCUUCUGUGUGUGUGAAUGCAGCCGGGAUCACACAAGAUGAUUUCCUUCUCAAGAUGGAGGAAGAUGAUUUUGACAAAGUCAUUGAGGUUAAUCUGAAGGGCACGUUUCUCGUGACUCAGGCCAUCUCGAAGGCUUUAGUUUCUGCAGGAGUGGCGAAGGGCUCCAUCAUCACUGUGGGCAGCAUCGUGGGCAAGGUUGGGAAUAUUGGUCAGGUGAAUUACUCUGCUUCUAAAGCUGGUGUGGAGGGAAUCACUCGAACCGCUGCCAAAGAGCUCAGCAAAUUUGGCAUUCGCUGUAACUGUGUCCUGCCCGGGUUCAUCGCUACACCCAUGACAGAUAAAGUGCCUGAGAAAGUCAUCAAUAAACUCACAGCCAUCAUUCCCAUGGGAAGAAUGGGAGAGCCUGCGGAAGUAGCUGAUGCAUGUGCUUUUCUGGCUUCUGAUGACAGUCGAUAUAUUACCGGAGUCAGCAUCGAAGUUGCUGGAGGACUCUUCAUCGGCUGAAAACUAAACUGCACACCAACUCCGUGCCUUCCUUCAUCUUCGUGAAGUUGUAUAAAUUACAUUUGAUUGCUGUAAAAUAUUGUAUACAAUGUAGCUAAUGGAAAUUAAAAAAAUCUAUAUUUCUACAA